Messenger RNA from Dentiscutata erythropus, 246 nucleotides. Lineage: Eukaryota; Fungi; Glomeromycota; Glomeromycetes; Diversisporales; Gigasporaceae. The record is from the annotation of a GenBank genome assembly.
AAGGCAGCAACGGCAAAUCCGAAGCGUGCAACUAGGAAGCAGGCAAAAAGAAUUGAACCUGACAACGAUGAAGCUGAAGAUAAUAUUAAUGUUGAAUCUGACAACGACGAAGCUGAAGAUGAAUUACUUGAACCUAUUACACAAUCUAAAAAGGUAGUUGAAAAGUUGUCAGAUAUUAGUAAUCAGCCAUUAACACAAGUGCAACAGAGUGAAGGCAGCAACGGCAAAUCCGAAGCGUGCAACUAG